CCCCUAUUACAUCUAAAACCCCAUUGACUGUAGAUGUAGUGGGACAUUCCUUUAUAUCUAGGAUUGAAAAGGGGGAUGCUCCUACUCUCAAGCAAGAAGAAAAAGAGAUAGGGGCUAGUUUUCACCUCCAUGGUUGGCUGGGGGCCACCGUAUUGAGAAUCUCAAACAAAGUUACAACACGAAUAUGGCAAACCCAGGCUAAGGUGGUAAUCUUACAGAUUGGGGAAAAUGACAUCCCCUUCCCCUCCAUCAUCUCCAAACCCCCCCCCCCCCCCCCCCCCCCGACUCCCUACCAGCUCAACUCGCCAGCGAUAUUGUGGACCUGGCGGCCAAUGUUUUGGCCUUCAACCCAUCGGUACAAACGGUAUACAUCGGGUCCCUUUAUCCGAGACACUGGAACCCCUCCAACAGACACCUUUAUGACCCUUCACUAGCCCUUACCUUUAAUGCAGUCAUUAUUGGGACCAACAUACAAUUGUUCCACAAAAUCAACCAGCUUCAUUCCCCCCAACUUCGGUUCUUUUUCCAUCCCUCUCUUUGGGAAGAGCCAGACUCAUUUACGCAACACCUUAUUGAUCCAGUCUACCUGAACACUUUUGGCGAGAAGGAACUGCAGUAUUCAUGGGUGGGGGUAGUGAAACAACAUCUACAUCUUUGAGUAAGUAAAAGAGCGGCACCUCUUAUAAUUGUGCCAGGGAGUCUAUAUUUACAAAGUUAUUUACGUUUAACAUUUUUCAUAUCUUUAGGCAUACAGUUCUUAAUAUAAAGCCUUUGUAGAUUUAUAUAUUGCAUCUUAUAUACACAUAAUGACAUAUUCAGUUUUAUGCAAUACGCAGUUACAGAUGGCCUCUUAGGCUCCAGCAGAUGUAAAAAAAAUUUAACUUUUCAGAAAACAUGGCAUACUCGGCUCCAGGACCAGACGGAACGUUACAUAUGCUAGCAGAUGCUGCAGCCUCCAGGCAGACUACCUCAUCAUCCAUGCCAGGUAUGCCUACAUUACCAACUUCCGUACCCCUCCUUCCUGCAUCAGCAUCUACUGCGGCAUUAGGCC
Messenger RNA from Owenia fusiformis, 1051 nucleotides. Lineage: Eukaryota; Metazoa; Annelida; Polychaeta; Sabellida; Oweniidae. The record is from the annotation of a GenBank genome assembly.